AUGAACCCCGACGAGAUCAACUGGAAGGAUGUCUUCUUAUUCUUCUACUGGGACUUGCAUGAUGAAGAUUCGGAUUCUCCUCUCGCAGGCAAAGAGACAUACGACGACUUCAUCCUGGAGUUCUUGAAGGGAGAGCGCUUGCCUCCUAACACCCUGUCUCGCCCCAAGUCAUGGAAUCACCUGCUAUGGCACCUCAUGCGAUCGUCCCUGUAUCAGACAGGCAAUUGGCUCUACAAUUCCCCCUCUCAGACCGAAGAGCCCUGGGUGAACUGGAUGGAACUCCUCGAUAUUUACAGCGAACAAGUCGAAUUCAACGAACAAAUUGAAUACGGCAAUGACAUCUUCUGGGUUCUGGGAUACCUGGAGGAACGCGCAUACGCAAACAUCCACUACAACUUGACAAUGCACGAGGCAUGGGCCAGCAACCCCUAUCUUCUGGAAUUCGGAGACAGUCAGGGUGUUCGGCUUGACUGGGCGGUGUCGCUGCCCAUCAAUGGGGGUUCAUCAUACGAACUAGGAUUGCCGUAUGCUCUCAAUCUCGAGCAAGGCUUUGUCAUCGAAUACGAGGUUGAAUCAAACGCGAUGCGUCUUUGUACUGAAGGAGGCCUGCUAGGAGGUGAAGACGCGCUCGGCUUAGCGUACUUCCAUUACACAACUAUGCUUCGAUGGGCUUACCACAUGAUGUUAAGAGGCAGCGUUUUCAGCAUUCACGACUUCUUGCAAAGUCCUUCGGUAGAUCGCCACUGGUCGAAGCCGGAAAAUGCCGUUGAUAGAUUGCGCAUCACGAAGGAGCUGUGGCAGGGCAUCAGAACGAUAAGCCGAGGAGGCUAG
Colletotrichum scovillei is the source of this 831-nucleotide messenger RNA. RefSeq lists its product as uncharacterized. NCBI's taxonomy places the organism in Eukaryota, Fungi, Ascomycota, Sordariomycetes, Glomerellales, Glomerellaceae. Bases 1 to 831 code for a protein of 276 amino acids. The transcript is spliced from 2 exons. The record is from RefSeq and is a predicted model, not a curated record.